AUGUUAUUCCAAUCAGAACCUCUGCUGCCGGCGCAGGAGAGCUUGGAUUGUUCGGGCGAGGAUGAGCUGCAAAGAGAAAGUCCAGUGAAGCGCAGCAACACGACAAAGUUGGGGCUUUCAGAGGCAACUAAGAAAACGGUUCCCGGCAUCGCCACGAGCCAGCAUGUUGCCAUUGUGCUAGAUUCAGACAAAGCCAAUUGUUCAGAGUCAACAGGACAGAAGGGAUCUAUCCUCCGGCCGAGGCUACCAACUCGGGAAAUGCCAGUUUCAACAGAGGUACCGCCUACUUUGGGCAAAGCUACGAGGGCAAUAAAGUCAUCGGAAGAAACCUCGUGUGCAACAGAGAAGAGUUGCCAAAAUGUAAUGCAGCUCCGCGUUCUUGCACUGCACAGGACUAUGGCCAGACUGCGCAGACUCGCGAUUGCUGCGGCAACAGCGGUUUCCUUAAUCCAAUGUCAACCAGAGACAGACACAGACUGGCUCUCCAGGCCCAGGGAGUUUCUACCGGGAGGGGUGCGCUUGGAGAUAGCUGCUGAUGUGGAGGCUUUGUGCGACCGAGCUGCGGCUGCCGGUGGCACCGGAUGGCUGAUCACUCCAGAGAGGUUGGCACAAAAAUGA
Molecule: messenger RNA, 618 nt
Organism: Protopolystoma xenopodis
Lineage: Eukaryota; Metazoa; Platyhelminthes; Monogenea; Polystomatidea; Polystomatidae
Source: the annotation of a GenBank genome assembly